AUGGUUCGUGUUGCUGUAUUCGGUGGAUCUAAAGGUUGUUCUCGUGCUAUGGUCGUUCAAGGCUUAGAAAAAAAUCAACAUCAAUUCAAGUUAUUGAUUCGUAAUCCAGAUACAAUGGAAUUUACGGAAGAACAGAAAUCGAAAUUAACCAUCGUAAAGGGAGAUGCUUUGGACCCCGUUACUGUUAGACAAACUGUGCAAGAUACAGAUGUGAUUGUGUUCUCAGUUGGCAGUGCAUUUGAUAUGAAGACAAGAAAGAUGGUCAGUCCUGGUUUAUGUUAUGAUUCAAUGAAGGUUUUGUUGGAUGUUCUUAAGGAGAUGGAUCAACGACCUAAGCGUCUGGUGGUUGUCUCUACAACAGGCUUGGAUGGAAUGAAAGAAGUGCCUUACCUGUUUUGGCCCAUGUACCGAUACUUGCUACAUGACCCUCAUAUGGACAAGGCAAAGAUGGAAGAGUUAGUGGAUUAUCAAGACGUGAUUAGUGAUUGGAUUAUUUGGGCAAAUACAGAGCCGAAGUUGGGAUUUCAGGAUACACAAUCAGCAGACAAGAUGUUGGCCAUUUCUUAUUAA
This is a messenger RNA of Gilbertella persicaria, 570 nucleotides long. Its product is annotated as NADH(P)-binding-domain-containing protein. The transcript has 2 exons. NCBI's taxonomy places the organism in Eukaryota, Fungi, Mucoromycota, Mucoromycetes, Mucorales, Choanephoraceae. Bases 1 to 570 code for a protein of 189 amino acids. The record is from RefSeq and is a predicted model, not a curated record.